Molecule: messenger RNA, 1229 nt
Organism: Tarenaya hassleriana
Lineage: Eukaryota; Viridiplantae; Streptophyta; Magnoliopsida; Brassicales; Cleomaceae
Product: BEL1-like homeodomain protein 11
Exons: 5
Coding region: 245-979 (244 amino acids)
Biological process (GO): regulation of transcription by RNA polymerase II
Molecular function (GO): RNA polymerase II cis-regulatory region sequence-specific DNA binding; DNA-binding transcription factor activity, RNA polymerase II-specific
Source: RefSeq, a predicted model, not a curated record
CUCUGUGUGUCUGUGCAUCGUUUAAAGGUUUGGCUCUUACUCAUUAGGUUCUUGGAGUUCUCCAAAUGGGUCAGUCCACUUCCUUUUACUUAGCAUAUUAUAAUAUGUACACAAACUAUACAAAUCCACUUGUUAUUAAUAUUACAUUAAAGUCUCUCACUUUCACUGUCUAAGAAGAAGAAAGAAGAGAAGGUAAACAUUUUGAGACAAACCCAGAAAUGGAGGAGCUCGGAAUCCGCCAUGGAUGUUCAUCUUCGAGGAACUGUUUCCAGGACGAAGAAGAGGCGGUUUCGGUUUAUCUGCAGAGAUUAAAGCCGAACUAUGCAGUUCCGGUUUCAUGUCUCCGCCCGAGAAUCGCGAGGUUCAGAUCAGAGUUGCCAAGCUUGUCGGAUUGUUAGAACAGGUUGAGGCAAGAUUUGACAAGUACUGUGAUCAGCUUGAACAUGUGAUUAUCUCAUUUGAAGAGAUUGCAGGAUCAGGAUCAGCUAAACCCUACACCGGCUUAGCCCUUCAAGCAAUGACCCGCCAUUUCGGCAGUCUACAAGACGCUAUAAUCUCUCAGAUCAACUCGGCUCGAAGAAAACACUCGCAGGAUUUGCCUAGAAUCAGUUCAGGCUUGUCUCGGCUAGGCUUGUUCGAAACAAACAAGCUGAAACACUGUCCUCAGGUUUCGUCUCUUCAGCUCAAACAUGCCUGGAGACCCAUCAGGGGCUUGCCUGAUACAUCUAUCUCUAUCCUCCGCGCUUGGCUGUUCCAGCAUUUCUUGCACCCUUACCCGAAUGAUUCCGAGAAGCUUAUGCUGGCGUCUGAGACGGGCCUCUCCAAGAAUCAAGUUUCGAAUUGGUUCAUAAACGCCCGUGUUCGAUUGUGGAAGCCUAUGAUAGAAGAGAUGUACAGAGAGGAGUUUGCAUACUCCUUGGAGGAAUCGAAUCGGCCUCGGAAUGGAAUCUCCAUGGACAGAGAAGGCGUUGAAGAUUGAGAUGAUGAAAAGAGAGAGGCUCAACUCGGACCUUCGACUAUUUAUGCCUCUUGUUUCGACGUCUAUGUUCAUGAACCAAACUGAAAAGGAGCUGAACUGGUUCGUGAUGAUCAUCCCUCGAGAGUUUGAAUGACAUACAGCAGUAUUUUUCGAGUUUUUUUUUUCCGAUAUGUUUCCCUGGAAAUUAAUCUUCUGAAAUGUAAAAAGACAGGCUCACAAAACAAGUGAUUGAUCUUCUUUCAUCGGAAUC